AUGGACACGAUGGCGGCGGAGCAGCUUCUGGUGGAGGCGCAGGCGCAGGGGUUCGCAGCGUGGAUGCUCGGCGUGCGGCGGCGGAUCCACCAGCACCCGGAGCUGGCCUUCCAGGAGCACCACACCUCCGCGCUCGUGCGCGCCGAGCUCGACGCCCUCGCCAUCCCCUACGUCUGGCCCGUCGCGUGCACCGGCGUCGUAGCCACCAUCGCCGGCGGAGGCGGCCCGGGGCCGGUGUUCGCGCUCCGGGCCGACAUGGACGCGCUCCCCAUCCAGGAGAUGGUGGAGUGGGAGUUCAAGAGCAAGGAGGACGGCAAGAUGCACGCCUGUGGCCACGACGCCCACGUCGCCAUGCUCCUCGGCGCCGCCAAGCUGCUCCAGUCCCGCAAGGACGGCCUCAAGGGCACGGUGAAGCUCGUGUUCCAGCCGGCGGAGGAGGGCCACGCCGGCGGGUACCAUGUGCUGCAGGAUGGCGUCCUGGACGAUGUAGCUGCCAUAUUUGCCGUGCACAUCAACACGAGCAUGCCGGUGGGCACCGUCGGCUCCAGGCCAGGGCCGUUCCUUGCCGGAUCUGCCCGCUUCAAGGCGACCAUCACCGGGAAGGGCGGCCACGCUGCCAUGCUCCAAUCCGUAGUUGACCCGGUGGUGGCCGCCUCCUCGGCCGUCCUUAGCCUCCAGCAGCUCGUUGCUCGUGAGAUCGACCCACUCCAGAGCGCAGUGGUGUCCGUAACCUUCAUCAAAGGAGGUGAAACUUUCAACGUCAUCCCGGAGUCUGUGACCUUGGGCGGCACCUUGAGGAGCAUGACAACAGAAGGACUAUCCUAUCUCAUGAAAAGGAUCAGGGAGGUGAUCGAGGGGCAGGCCGCUGUGGGACGGUGCAAGGCGACGGUGGACUUCAUGGAGGAGGAGCACCGGCCGUACCCAGCCACCGUGAAUGACGAAGGCAUGUACGCGGAUGCUAAGGUGGUGGCACAGAGCAUGUUGGGGGAGGCGAAUGUGUUGUUGUGCCCCCAGUUUAUGGCAGCAGAGGACUUUGGGUUCUAUGCACAGAAGAUCCCGGCCGCCUUCUUUAACGUCGGCGCCCAUCGUGCCGGCGAGGACAUAAGUUACUUGCACACGCCGCACCUGGUGGUCGACGAGAAUGUGCUCCCCAUCGGGGCUGCCAUGCAUGCCGGUGUUGCCAUCGAGUUCUUGAACAAGCACGCCGCCUCUCCUCUCACUUAA
Triticum turgidum subsp. durum (durum wheat) is the source of this 1224-nucleotide messenger RNA. The record is from the annotation of a GenBank genome assembly. Lineage: Eukaryota; Viridiplantae; Streptophyta; Magnoliopsida; Poales; Poaceae.